AAAUGACGUAUGACGUCUUCCGCCGCUGUCAAGGGCAUCGAAAACUUCCGAACCUAGCAAUCGCUUUUGCACGUGCAUCCAAAGAAACUCUGUAAGGUCAUUAGUCUCAGACAGGACUCUUUGAAACAUGGACGGGUUCGGGCAGGACUUCUCUGCAGGAGGAUCAGGGGGUAAAUUGGACACUGGAACGAUCAUGGAGCAGGUCAAGGUCCAGAUAGCAGUGGCUAACGCACAGGAGCUUCUACAGAGAAUGACGGAUAAAUGCUUCAAGAAGUGCGUAGGUAAACCAGGGAGCUCGCUGGACAACUCUGAGCAGAAAUGUCUCGCCAUGUGUAUGGACCGGUACAUGGAUUCCUGGAACAUCGUGUCACGAACAUACAACUCUAGAUUACAGAGAGAAAGAGCUCGCAUGUAAUAUUCCUCUCUUUGAAGCCUUCCUCAGACUGAUGUUGAGGAGAAGCACAGUUUACCACCAGAGGGCAAGUAGCUGUGCACAGGUGUUAUGGCUCAGCACACCAUCAACUUCUAUCAUAAUACCUCACUCACAGACAGGCAAGCGUGCAGGUCCUGUGGACACCAGACAUAACAAACUCUUCUUUGGACAUUUUCCUUUCAAUCCCAUGAACCGUGUUUUUUCUGUUGAUAAUUAUUCUCUUGCUCAACAAGUAAACAUGCUUUGUAAUAUGAAAUGUGCUAUUUGGAGCUUCAUGUUCAUAGAUGUAUAGCUGUCCAAACUGAAGUUCUGAAUUUAAGUUUUGUUUGUGUGAAUGUGUUUGAAUGUGCCUGACCCUGUGAUGAUUAGCAACCUGGCUGGAAUGUUUCCUACAUUUUGUGCAGUGCAUGCUGGGAUAUGUGCCAGGCCCCUGUACAGGAAAAUCUGCAGUGUAGCAGUAUACAACACUGAUACAUUAUUUAACAGCACGUGUUUACUGUAGUAUUGCUUUUGUAGAAACCUUCCCCUUCUCUCCUUAAACUAAGAAACUUAGGUUGCUCAUGUCUUUAGUUUAGAAGCCUGCACAAGCACCACAUAUGAACUCAAAACAAUAUUUACAAAUAAGAAUACAGUCUCUCUCUCUGUCACUACAGUUGCUCCUCAAACUGUCUGCAGUGAGCCCAUUUUAGCCCCCUUCUUUUCACUGCAUUUACCCUCAGAGAGACUAAAUAUUUGUGCAAAGAAGAUAUGCAGCAAAACUGGAGCCCUUCAGGGACAAAACAGGCUCUCUUAACACACCUUCACUCUAAAAGGCCUACUCAAAAUCACCAUGAAGACUUGAGCAGAAACUCAAGUGUUUUCACAACCUGACAUUCACAGGCCUACAAACAGUCCUAUGUUGAAGUACGCCUGGAGAACAAAAAUGUUUUGUUUGACCUGUUUUCUGGUUGUCACUCUAUCUGCAGCCUUUCACAGUAGUGGGCUUGUUUCAGCGGGGUCUGCUUGCUGUACAGGGGGGACUGAGCCAUUCUCAGCUUUGUGUGCAUGGGUUGUCGGAUAUCAGGGAACCACCUGGGAGUUUGUGAAGCCAAGUGAAAGCCAGGAAACUCGGUGAACAUUAUCUGCAAGGUGAUUGUGUGUGGAUUUUAAUAAAAACAAUCAAUAAAUCUUGCCAAUCAGA
Molecule: messenger RNA, 1613 nt
Organism: Notolabrus celidotus (New Zealand spotty)
Lineage: Eukaryota; Metazoa; Chordata; Actinopteri; Labriformes; Labridae
Gene: timm13
Product: translocase of inner mitochondrial membrane 13 homolog (yeast)
Exons: 3
Coding region: 128-415 (95 amino acids)
Source: RefSeq, a predicted model, not a curated record